AUGGAGAAAUCUAAAAACUUCAGGAUCGACGCCCUGCUCGCCGAUGAGACAAACCGGGGGACCAGCCGCGACCUGUCCCCGGGUCUGAGCAGCGACAGCCCCGCCGGCAGCCCGGUCUCCUGCCGCCGCGGCGACACCCCGUCCCCGCGGGCAUCGCACCUUCAGACCGGAAUAAUCCCCAAACCGGGCAUCCUCAACCUCCCGCACCCAGGACUCGCUUCCCUGCCCCACGGGGCGAUUCACGGCAUGUACCCAGCACCCAUGUACCCGUUAUCGGCGCUGGGUGGCCAGCACCCCGCGUUCGCUUACACCGGUUUCACACAUCUGACCCACAGCUACCCGGACCACCUGAAGGCGGCUGCCAUGGCGGGAUCCCUGCCCCUGGAGCACUGGAUCCGCGCCGGGAUCAUGAUGCCACGACUUCCAGAUUACACACUAAUGUUUCCUUCUCCUCCUGCAGCGGGCCCUCAGUCCGGUCUGUUGGGGAAGUGCCGGAGGCCCCGCACCGCCUUCACCAGUCAGCAGCUCCUGGAGCUGGAGAACCAGUUCAAACUCAACAAGUACCUGUCCAGACCCAAACGCUUUGAAGUGGCCACCUCCCUCAUGCUGACCGAGACACAGGUCAAGAUCUGGUUCCAGAAUCGCAGGAUGAAGUGGAAGCGCAGCAGGAAGGCGAAGGAGCAGGCCACCGCGUCGGCCCAGUCUGACACCGAGCGACUACGCAGCGGAGGAAAAACAGCCAAAGACAAAACCGACGAGAGCAGGCGAGCUGUGAAUCCUGAUGACGGGGGCAUAGAGCUUGACAUGGAGGAUGGAGAGGAGGAGGAAGAGGAUGAGGACGAGGAGGAGGAGGAAGAGGAGGUGGAAGGCCAGCACGCUUUUCCUGUUGCUAUGGGCAACGGCAUUGGGAUGCCACGAUCCACAGACUUCGGCUACAAUCCCCACAGCCCUUUCUCUGAUGAGGAGCUGGAGGGGGUGCAGGGAGGAGGAGGAGGUGACAGAAAGAUUGGAGCAGGACUGUGAAACCAGAAAACACUGGUUUGGUCUCCUGAGCGUUACAGAGACGUUACACUGGGAUUCUAGAGGAGACACAUUUCCAGGCCUGAAGACCUUUGUCUCGUCUGCUCUGUGAAUGUUGACGUGUUUCCAAUCAGGACGUUUGCUGGAACCACUGAUUGUUCACACAGCUGCCCGACACACACAGGACUCUGAUACAAGUACACUGUGUAAACUGUGAAUAAAACCACCUCUAAAUCCUGUACAUUUCAUAGCAUGCUGAAGAAAAAAAAAAGAAGGUGCUUAUUAUCCUCCCUACAUUUGAGCUGUUUUCAUGAGUGUCUGCCAAACACCUUCUGGUCACCUUGUCUUCUCUCCGUCCACUGACAGCCGGACCUCCGCCCAGUGAACACACAAUGGCUGUGCGAGUGAAAGAUGUGAAGUGCAACAAGCGAACUGUUCAAACAAGCUGCAGUGUUGUGCCUGAGGAGACGAUGUGAGCUAUAGACACAUCCGCUGCUCCAGAUGUUUUUAAACCAUUUGCAGAACAUCCCACGUGCUAUAUUUACUUAUGUGCAUUUUAUGUGAAUAUUGAUGUUUUUCUUCUUGAUGACGUUUAUGAAUUUGUUCUCGUCACUUACAUGUAAAUGAAUUUAAUUUAUUUGAGAUGAAUCCUAUAUGUGUAUUUAUCGGAAACUUGUUUGUGGUGUAGCUGUGAAGUAAAAAAAAAAG
This is a messenger RNA of Hippoglossus stenolepis (Pacific halibut), 1728 nucleotides long. It is a transcript of the gene mnx2b, whose product is annotated as motor neuron and pancreas homeobox 2b. Gene Ontology annotation, molecular function: DNA-binding transcription factor activity, RNA polymerase II-specific; DNA binding. The record is from RefSeq and is a predicted model, not a curated record. Gene Ontology annotation, biological process: regulation of DNA-templated transcription. The coding region runs from base 1 to 1023 and encodes 340 amino acids. NCBI's taxonomy places the organism in Eukaryota, Metazoa, Chordata, Actinopteri, Pleuronectiformes, Pleuronectidae. The transcript is spliced from 3 exons.